Messenger RNA from Solanum verrucosum, 807 nucleotides. RefSeq lists its product as uncharacterized. Gene Ontology annotation, molecular function: DNA binding. NCBI's taxonomy places the organism in Eukaryota, Viridiplantae, Streptophyta, Magnoliopsida, Solanales, Solanaceae. Gene Ontology annotation, biological process: regulation of DNA-templated transcription. The transcript is spliced from 3 exons. The coding region runs from base 1 to 807 and encodes 268 amino acids. The record is from RefSeq and is a predicted model, not a curated record.
AUGAGGACGAAUUUUACUGAUGAACAACUCAUGGAGUUUCUUGUCAAAUCUUUUACACUUCAGCGUUAUGACGACCUAGAAAUUGGAUUUACAGACUUGUAUGGCGAUGAGAAGCUAUCUGAGUCAUUCGGGACGAAUGAUGCUACUGAUUUUUAUGUCCUCACUCUGUUAAAGAAAAAGAAAGAGAAUGGUAAGUACUUCAGCAGGGCAAUUGGAGGCGGCUUAUGGAGAGAAUUUGGCGGAGCUAAAGAAGUUUAUGAUAGGGAAGGAUCACAGAUUGGCAUUAAGAAAAGAUUCCGCUUAGAUGAAGACAAUCAUGUCUGGACUAUGAAAGAAUAUAGCCUUACUGAAAGUAAACGAAACGACUUGAAACGAACUAGUGAAUUUACAGCUCAUGACGAAUUGGUUAUGUGUCGCAUUAGGAGGAAGGCCAAUUAUCUUGUCAGUUCUUCGUCACAAUGUCAAGGAACUGUGAAAUCCUUCGCUCAAGAAAAUCAAGAUUUGGGUCUAAUUCCAUCUGAUGACAUAAAAGAAUCCCAAUUGCCUGCUGCAAUUGAAGAAGAAUGCUCUGUUUCUGUGGUUCAUUCUAAACUCCCUCUGUUAGUUUCACCUUCUGAGGUUCAUCAAGAAACUCCCUCUGCAAAAGAAGAAGAAUGCUCUGUUUCUGAGGUUCAUCAAGAAACUCCCUCUGCAAAAGAAGAAGAAGAAUGCUCUGUUUCUGAGGAGAAUUUAGUUGCAGCUACACUUACUUUAGUAUUUUCGGUUCACAACUUUGAUCUUUUCAUCAUUUUUCAGUUAGUUGCGUGA